Molecule: messenger RNA, 1346 nt
Organism: Mixia osmundae IAM 14324
Lineage: Eukaryota; Fungi; Basidiomycota; Mixiomycetes; Mixiales; Mixiaceae
Exons: 3
Coding region: 37-1293 (418 amino acids)
Biological process (GO): regulation of dephosphorylation; regulation of signal transduction
Cellular component (GO): cytosol
Molecular function (GO): protein phosphatase 2A binding
Source: RefSeq, a predicted model, not a curated record
CCCCUACUGGCGCAUUUCAACAGUGAAGCAGGCAGAAUGUCGGACGAUGCGCAGGAUGAGAUCAGUUUGGCAAAGUUGCUUGGUAGGACACUGCUACGCUCCGAUGCCGUGCUCGAAGCACCGUCGCCAACAUCACCGCCCGUUCAGGCCAAGCUCCUGAGCGUCCUGGCUGAUCUGCGGCUGUGUCGUUCUCUUGUUGAUCAUCUGGGCGUGCUGUCGCCUAACGAAACGCUCGAGGAUCUGUCGACUGCCACGCUCAGAGUGCUCCUCCUGCCUGCCUACCAAGCUCGACUGACCCCUCUGCUCAAGUCGCCUUCCUCCAUCGAGCGACAAACACAUCUCAGCCAAGCAAAGGCUUACGCGCUCGAAUUUCUCGACUGCUUAGAGCGCUACCAGAUCAUUGCAGAGGACAAGCGAGAUGUGCUCGUUGGACCUUCUGCCCGCCACGGUGCAGAUCCCGCAGCAAAGCGGAAUGCAAAGCUUGCGCAGUACAGGAUGGAACGACAAGUGGCAGCUGUGCUGGCCGAGCUCGCCGAGCGCAGGUCGAAAGCACGCCUGUCACUUCGAGGCAGUCAGGCACCUGUAGCUUCGUCUUCCAAAACCCUCGCUGAUGCACAAGAUGACGAUGAAGACCGGUACGGUUUCUCAGCAUCUGGCGACGACGCACAAGAAGACGACGAUGUGCUGCGAUCGACCAUGAUCAACUUGUUGACUCUACACUGCAUCAAGGUACAUGGCGAGCUGGCCUCCAUCGCACUAGAAUCAGAACUGCUCGCGUCUCAGCCUGCCAUGGUCGACCUGCCAUCCAGUACCCGCGACGGACGACAGGAUGCGAGAGCAUCGCAUUCGAGGCGUGAUGAUGCCUCGACUUGGCGACUGGACGAUCUCGGCCAUCGCCGGUCAGACUGGACGACCGGUCCCGUCUUGUCCUCAAGUGGCAAGGUGCUUCGGCCAUUCACUAUCUUGCCAUCGACGAAGCAAGGCGGUCCUCAGUCAGCUCUUGAAACGCGUCUUCGUCUGCAGGCCGAAGUCUUUCAGCCUGACCACCGGUUGCCGACAAUGUCGAUUGACGAGUUCCUCGAGAUUGAGCAAGCAGAGGGCAGGAUCAUCUCCGGCGGAGGCCAAGCGUCUGCAGAACGAGAGACGACGAGCGAGAGGACGCAGAGGAUAGAGGAAGGCGACAAUGCUGCGGGCUAUGCUGAGAAUGAGCGUCAUGUCCGCGAACAACGCGAGUGGGAUCUCUACACUGAUGACCACAGACGCGGCGAAGGCAAUCGUCAUAAUCGUGGCUGAUCACGUCAAUGCAUGCCUUAGCUGGGGUGGUGGCCAUCCUGUUCUUUCCCGCG